AUGAGUUAAAACAAAACCAAGACUAUCCUAAUCUUAUUUGGGUUGAUAGUCAAAUGUUUAAUUGGGAAAACCGAUUAAGAUGCAACUAUCCUAACUAGUGGAUAAUACGGUUAUUAACUUGAAAAACAAACAAAAUAAGAUAUUCUCAUAUUUAGUGAAAGGAGAUAGAACCAUUUUGACUUAUUCACAAAUAAUGUCUUAAUUAUAUCUAUAGUAUCAUAUUCAUUUAAUAAUCGCAUGAAGAGGCUAUUAUGAGUCUAAAUUAAUAGGACAUACAAAAUGAAUUCAUCAAAUUAUUAACACCACCAUAAAGGCGAACAGUUGAAUAUAAACAUUCAAAAUAUCAUGUUAGGAUCUAAUUUCUUGUUGUCAUUGAGAAAUUAAAAAAAAACAAAACACCUAAAGCAAAAAAAAUUUGGUUUUUAUUUAAAAUCAAUUAAAUUUAAGCAAGGUAUUUUCUAAAAUUUAGAUAUUAAUGAAAUAGAAAACUAAAAUUAACUAAAUAAAAUUUCUAACUGUUUGAGAAAUUGAUUUAUCUCUACGCUAGAUAGGUGAUUUUUUCAACUUUUAACUAAUAGUUUGCUGACCAUAAUUUUUAAUAAAUUACAAACAUUAUUCUGUGUCUAUAUAAAGGAUUUGAGGAACAUUAAAAACACCACAAUCAAUUUUAAAUUCUUUAAAGAGUUAUAUCCUUUUUUGAAGAAGAUAUCUUUAAAUAAGUUAUGAGAAAUCUAAAUUAAUCAAAAGAUUAGGGAACUUCAUUUUUUUGGAAUAUAAAUGAAAAAUAUGUUAAGUUGUUAUACGAUCACUAGUUCAUCUUUAUCUCAAAAUAUGGAGCAAGGAUUUUCUUUUGGUAAUUUUAUGGGGUACUUAAUUACAUCAUUUUGUAUUAAGAAAUUCCUCAUCAGUGUUUCAAAUUAUAAUAAUAUCAUCCCAAAUAUCCAAUCGAAGAAGAAGAAAUAUUAUUCCCAUUAUUUGAAUUUAUUGUGUACACUUGA
Messenger RNA from Paramecium octaurelia, 998 nucleotides. NCBI's taxonomy places the organism in Eukaryota, Ciliophora, Oligohymenophorea, Peniculida, Parameciidae. The record is from the annotation of a GenBank genome assembly.